AUGUGGAAACAAUUGAGAAACUAUCAGACGAUGAGCAUGCUUCACAACACGAUUCUGCUGCGAUGUAUGUUCAAAAACAACCUGAUCCAUCCCCGAAUCAUGGCAAACGGGAAUGCCCUAAUUUAUGAUAUGUAUCGAAGAGUAUUCCGGGCUGCAAGGAAGCGAAUCUUGGCCGUUCCUAUUGACAAAAAUCCCCGCAAGUAUUUGGCUUUGAAAGACGUUGAAUCCGCCGGGAUCCAUUCAGCAUUCGAUACUUACUCAAGAAAUUCCAUGCUGGUCGAUUCUGUAUAUGAGGUGUACAAGAACUUGUUCGAUGAAUUGAAGCGUGCCCACACCCUCCUGGACAUGAAAAUCACCUUGAACAAAGGAAUUGUCGGCGUCGAUCACUUACUCACACAAGCUGAUCUUGGCGCCUUCUAUACCCAGCUAAAGCAAUUCGAGACCUAUAAUGGUUUCUUCGUACGUGGAAAAUACAUAACAUUGUUGGACAUGACUUCAAUGCUGUUCACGAUGCGGGAUUUCACCAAGAGUACUUACUACGCGACAGGAGUCCGAAUCCUUGCGCACGAGCUUGGACAUUCGUAUAUUACACCAUAUUGGCAAGGACUAGCCAGGAAUUGCACUAUUGAGCACUACCAAGAGACCUGCGAGAUCUUCAUCGAGGUGUUUUCUUCAACCAACCCUCACUCUUUCAGAAAAGCUGUAAAAGUGGAGAAU
Molecule: messenger RNA, 717 nt
Organism: Mesorhabditis spiculigera
Lineage: Eukaryota; Metazoa; Nematoda; Chromadorea; Rhabditida; Rhabditidae
Source: the annotation of a GenBank genome assembly